Messenger RNA from Schistosoma mattheei, 1608 nucleotides. NCBI's taxonomy places the organism in Eukaryota, Metazoa, Platyhelminthes, Trematoda, Strigeidida, Schistosomatidae. The record is from the annotation of a GenBank genome assembly.
AUGCUUGACAAUUUUAUAAAAAUUCUUAUCAUCUUACUAAGUUUAUUUACUAAUUUUAUAUCUGUCAACGGAUCUUCAACAAAAUUACGAAGUUGGGAUGAUGUUUAUGGUUAUGAUGCUAUAUGGAAUUCACCUGGGGAAAAGGAAUAUACAUUAAAUGAAAGAACUUUAAAUAAUAAUGCAUCUAAAUACAUUCAAAGUAAAAAUAAACAAACGAAGCUGAAAAAUCAAGGUUUUGCUGAUAAUUUAAUGCUAAUCGAUGGUGCAUCAAAAAAUGAAGGUACUGUAUUAGUUAAUCGACAUGGCAAAUGGGGUACAAUAUGCGACGAUAACUGGACAUUGAAAGAAGCAAAUGUAAUAUGUCGUAUUCUAGGCUUUCCAUAUGCUUUACAAGCUACAACAAGAGAUUAUUUCUUUUCUAAUGGCGAAUAUGAUUACUUACUGGAUGAUGUCUAUUGUAAAGGAACUGAAUCCUAUUUAAAUGAAUGUGUUUAUUGGACAGAACAUGAUUGUUUAAAACGAGAGGAAGCUGGUGUUAUUUGCCUUAAUCCUGAACCAAUUAAAUGGCAAUAUAAUGUUAGGAAUCCUCAAAUUGAAAAAUUGUCUAUUACUGAUAUUAAAAGGAUGAAACAGCUAAUAUUUUGGUCUGAGCUGGAAACAUUUGAAGCAGUAAUCUUUUUAUUGUCAAGGCUAGAGUUCCACAAGUUUCGUGGAGCUGAAGCAAAUGUAGCAUGUCGAAGCAUGGAUUAUUCAUUUGCUUCAUCAUAUUCUUCAGUUCCACUGAAGAACGUGAAGACUUUUACCAUACCUUAUCCGGUUGUACGAAUCGGGCAUUGUUUUGGAAAUGAAUCAAAAUUAGAAGAUUGUGUUGCAUUCACUGAUCCAAACGGAGUACCAUGUUCAAAUAAUAGUUUGGGAAUAGUAGUAAACUGUUCAACAGUUUUAGCUGAUUUGGAACCAGAUGUUAAAGCAUUGGAAUCUUCAGCUUACAGUAGUAUGAUUCCUUUAUUUCAAGCACAAUGUGCUUUAGAAGAAAACUGCUUUCCUCCGAGUGUUUAUAAUUUGAUUAACAGAAAUCGACAUUUAGCGUUGAUGCAUAUGCGUCGUUUAUUGCGUUUUUCUUCAAUUAUACACAAUGUUGGAACUGAUGUCUUUCGUCCACAUGAACCGCCUGAACGAUGGGUAUGGCAUGCAUGCCAUAUGCAUUAUCAUAGUAUGAAAGUAUUUUCUUAUUAUAAAGUUAUCAAUGCAAAGCAACAGAUUAUGGCUGUUGGUCAUAAAGCUAGUUUUUGUCUAGAAGAUAAUGCUUGUAAAAAUGGAUAUAAAAAACAUUUUGUUUGUUCAACCACACUAGUAACACGUGGGGAUCAAGGUAUUAGUCCUGGAUGCCAAGAUAAUUAUUUCCACGAUUAUGAUUGUCAAUGGUUAGAUAUUACCGAUCUAAUUCCAGGUGAAUAUACAUUUCAAUUGAUUUUAAAUCCAGACUUCUUAGUACCCGAAAUUACUUACAAGAACAAUGCCAUAGAAUGUCGUCUAUCUAUAGGACAUACAAAUCAUCAUUAUGCCGCAUUAUCGAAGUGCUAUUUGGUACAUCCGUAUGAUUUGUGA